AUGGUUCGCAAGAAGGUGAAUCUCCAAUGGAUCACCAAAGCCUCCAAGCGUCGUGCGACGUUUAGGAGGCGCCGCGAUAGCAUUAAGAAGAAGGUCGAUGAGCUAGCCACACUCUGCGGCACCAAGGUGGGUGUCGUGUUGUACAGCGAGGAUCAGGCUAAGCCAUUGGCUUGGCCUAAUGACUCAGAGGCCAAAGAUAUCUUCAAAAAAUUCAUCGACAUGCCAGAUCUUGGCAAAAGAUUCAAGAAGAUGCAGAACCAGGAGGAACUUCUUAGCACCCGCAUCCCCAAGCUCCAACACCAGAUAAGUAGGUUGGAACGUGAGAACUACACACAUGAGAUCUCAUUCCUUCUCUAUGAGAGCAUUGAUGGACGCCGCCCCGGUCUCAUCAACACCACUGAGAAGGAACGCACCAGCCUUGGCGAGAUGGUAGAAGAGAAGAUUAAGAAAAUCAAAGAACGUAUACGACAACUUCAAGGAGUAGCACUAGAGGCCCAUCUACCACUACAGCUACGGUCAUCGCCAAACCAGCCACUAGCACCCUGCACAUUUAAUGAGAUGGCGGUAGUGGGACGCGUGCCACCCCAACAACAACAGGAUUGGGUUGCUAGCCUCACCACCAAUGGAGGCGAGCUUGGCACCAUUGUCUCCGGUGCCUUCGCUAGUAGCAGUGGUGGGGUUGACAUGAUGCACCCUUACAAUAUGGAUUAUUUCUCAAGGUUCCCAUAG
Messenger RNA from Sorghum bicolor (sorghum), 729 nucleotides. Its product is annotated as agamous-like MADS-box protein AGL80. The transcript has a single exon. Gene Ontology annotation, biological process: regulation of transcription by RNA polymerase II. Lineage: Eukaryota; Viridiplantae; Streptophyta; Magnoliopsida; Poales; Poaceae. The coding region runs from base 1 to 729 and encodes 242 amino acids. Gene Ontology annotation, molecular function: protein dimerization activity; RNA polymerase II cis-regulatory region sequence-specific DNA binding; DNA-binding transcription factor activity, RNA polymerase II-specific. The record is from RefSeq and is a predicted model, not a curated record.